CGCAAGACAAGGAAAAGGCUGAGGAGAGGAACUGGCAACUUCGCUUCUCACUUCCAUUCCCAUCUCCAUUUCUUCCCAACGUAUCAACAAACCCCAGAACCAUUACUCGUUCUAUUUUAUUCUAAAACACCAACACUAAUACUAUCAUCACCCUCGCAUACGCAACCCGCAAACAAUCUGCGCGCAAUCUGGUUUUCGGCACAGUCAUCAUCAAUCAAUCCCCACCUCCAUCUCCCUGCCAAACAUUGAUAGUCCAGCCGAAUUGUCCUUUCGCGAUGCGCCGUUGAUCAAUCCAGACGACUUGACCUUGAACCUCAAUUUCUCGCGACCCCUUGCGAACACCCUCGUUUUUGGCAAAAGCCACAACCACCUACAAUGGCGUCUCCUGCCUCUCUUGCCGCGACGUCUGAGGUCGAUCCUCCCAGCUCACCCGGCCAGCCCGAAGCCAAGUCCUUUGUCUCGCGAGCCAUGACCGAGGAUGACGAUACUCAGAUGGCCAAUGCCACUCCCGAUCCUCAAGAAAAAUCGUCGCGAGGUAAAACGAAAUCAUCACAAAAUAAGGACGUCGCAAACCAACCGACGAUCGGCAAGAUACGCCAUCUAAAGAAGGAAGAUGGCGAGCCUCUCUGGAGAGAAGACAUUCAAUAUGACUUCCUCAAGGCUGUGUUCGACAAUGAGCAGUGUGUUUUUACCAAUUCAUAUGAGCCCAAACGACUCCAGCGUCAAUGCUUUGCCGACCUGUAUAUCGAUACAAUGUCCCGCAGCUCAAAGACUAGCAAGGUGCUUCGCGACAAACUGCUAAGUGAUAGAGAAGCCGCAAAAGGAAUGGCUAUGGUGUGUCUUCUUGUCAACAUGGGCCGAAUGAACACCACUCUGAAUUUCUUUCCUGAGAUGAGAGCUCAGCUCCGUACAUACCAUGCCAUCCCGUCACUUCAAGCUCGCCAGGAUCCUCAUGCCUACAAGCAGCUUCAGGAUGCACCUCGUCUUAAGUCUAUUCUAAAAGGUGGCGCAGAAGAUCGAGAGGAACCCAACUCUCUCGACAAAAUUAAGCAGUUGGACACUCCUCGCACAAAUCCUGUCAAUCUUAUAUUUGUCAUGUGCAACACAGCUCAGAAAAUCGCCGAGCUUCACUUUCCUCGCCACCGCGAACUCCACGACCUGAUCAUGAGGACUGAAUACACGAGCAAGUCGAGAGCGAAUGCAUUCCUCUGGCUUAUGUGGUUCUAUCUUGAAUCCGAUUUCACGGAAGAAGGCUGCGAGGAGAACCCUUUCGGGCCCGGGGUCGACUACGGGCUAGAUGUUGCAAACCAGGGCGUGCCUGAGCUCGUGGAGAUGACCCCAGAAGAGAAAGCAAAAGAAAACGUAGACACUGAAGAAGAGAUUGAAUUUGGACGCUCCAAACAGAAGAUGAGGGCGAAGAUUCUUGAAAUGGACCAGGCUCUCCUCAAUGAAAGAGACACCAAGAGAGGCAAAAUGCGGCCAUCUUUCGCUGAUGAGGGUCCAGCCAUCCUCCCCCGCAUCAGGCCCUCGAAACAUGAGUCUGACAUGGAUAGCACGCGAUCAACACCUCCGCCUAGGGGGCUUGGUCGCGGUCUUACCUCGAAUCGUAGAGGCGCACCCCUCAAGUAUCAGAUCUUUGAGGGCUCAUCUCCGGCACAUAAUGUCAAUGAGGGUGUUGUUGCAAGAAAACCCCGCCCCCCAACUGCCCAUCAACUCGCUGUUGAGCGAAACAGGAGCCAAAGGGUCGAGUACAUUCUUGACCGUGGUCUUCGGCGCCAACACCACAAGAGUCGAAAACUCAGGCGACAGGAUGGUGCCGUUUUCAGAGCCUAUCAAAGACUACAGGUCCAAGAAGAUCCCUUUGAAGAUAGCGAUGAUGAAACUUCAACUCCUCGGAACCUAACAUACGGAGAUAAGACUCCAGGGCCAUUUAGAGAGAAGGGCGUAGGUGGUCUUUGUCUUCUUACAAAGGAGAAGGAUGACUUUGGCGAAGAAGUUAGUGCCUACGCGGGGGCGUUGAGACGGGCGACAAGACGUCUAGCUCGUUGGGGUCCACGGUCAUCGGAACUUGGUGUCAUUGCCCCAGUCAAGCGACCCAGACCAAAGAAGCCGGAAGAGGACGAUGCAGAUCUUGAUCUGGAUGACGAUAUGGAUAAGCAGAACGGUGAUCUGAACGGUGAUGCUAACGGUGAUGUUACACUUGGGGAUGUCACAGUGGGAGACAUGACGGCUGGUGACAUAACCAUGGGAGAUGUCACAAUGGAUGAUGCCGAGAUUGAAGAUCAGACAGUUCUUCACGACGACGAAGACGUGGAUGAUGCCGAUAGGACAGAGGUCAUGGGAGAUUCAGACGUGGAUUAGAAACCAACAGGAAGAAGGCGGCAUGUGUAACUCUACUUGGAAGGCAUGAAGGAAUGUUUAGCGAUUUACAGAAGCUAUCGCGGCGGGAUUGGGAUUGGGAUUGGAGUUGGUCUUCUUUGCUAUUUCUUCCCCAGUUUUGAGGUGUAAUUGUACGGCGUUGAAGAACCACGCAUACACAGAGGUUGCGGUGAGGAACAAAGGGGAAAAGCAAUGCUUUUUUUCUUUGAUGGUUUGCAAAGAUAGCCAAUAGAUUCAUAUAUUUGAC
Molecule: messenger RNA, 2626 nt
Organism: Fusarium oxysporum Fo47
Lineage: Eukaryota; Fungi; Ascomycota; Sordariomycetes; Hypocreales; Nectriaceae
Exons: 2
Coding region: 376-2361 (661 amino acids)
Cellular component (GO): Ino80 complex
Source: RefSeq, a predicted model, not a curated record